AUGGCCUUUUCCCAGGAAGGAUACGACUCUCUCUCAUCAGAAAAUUUCUUUGAAGAUAAUACCGACUGGAACUCGGCUUUUAACCCUAUAAAAACUUACAUCAACUCUGAUACUUCUCCCAUCAGCACCAAUCCUCCUCAGCUAAGUUCCCUCGGGGAGCAGCAAAACCUGAACUCUUCCAUAGACGUGUCAAGCAUGGAAAGCGUUGAACGAGACACUGUGGCUAUGAUUGACAGGGGACUUCAGGAGUAUUGCACGCUUUAUGAACUUGAUGCAGCUGCACCCACCCAUCCUCAACCAGCAAGCGAUGCUUCCAAUCCAUCGGCUCAGCUCCUACAGCAGAGUGCUACUGUAACUCCCGACAGUCUUUCUACGAGAGCUAGCAACCCUAGUUCCCGGACCACUCCGGUUGCGAUGGAUAUUGAGCCUGGGAACGAGGGGGCUCAAAAUGUGACCCCUGACAAGACGGGGAGUCCUGAACUACCAAAUAGCAACACGUCGCAAGAUUCCUUUCAAGAACACCCUCCCAAGCGUCGAAAGAUUAUCAGGAAGAAGCAGAUCCUUCCUGCUGAAAUCUCUUACGUCGACCUUGCGCAAAGGGGGCAUCAAUUCCCCCCUCCUUCGAUGCCGGUGACAGACGCAUCGUCCUACAUGAUGGGGAACGACAGCACCAUCCCAGAUGCCAACGCUGACCUCGACCUGAACUACAUCCCAGCAGGUCCCAUUGUCCUUGGCGAAUAUACCGGCGGGUAUGUGAUCUUUGUGCCGACAAAGAUGCCAUCGUCUGCGGGUAUCUCCGCACCGGCACCUCAGUUUAUCAACACUGGUGCAAACCCCAUCUCCCAGAGGCCCCAGUGGAAGCCCAAUAUGUCCGCUUCGAUACUUGGACAGGCUCGUCGGUCUCAGCCCAUAUCCAUGGCGAGAUCCUGUCCACCAAACGCAGCGCCGGUGAAACAGCAUUUCACCUUUAUGGACAGCCAGGUACCGACGAACUUCGUACCAAACCCGGAAAAUCAUGCCAGGUGGACGAUUGACAAUGCGGGCAGACGGCACUAUCUCAAUGCACCAAAGAACAAGAGGCAGUUCAUGCCGACGAAUUAG
This is a messenger RNA of Penicilliopsis zonata CBS 506.65, 1101 nucleotides long. RefSeq lists its product as hypothetical. The transcript is spliced from 2 exons. The record is from RefSeq and is a predicted model, not a curated record. NCBI's taxonomy places the organism in Eukaryota, Fungi, Ascomycota, Eurotiomycetes, Eurotiales, Aspergillaceae. The coding region runs from base 1 to 1101 and encodes 366 amino acids.